Molecule: messenger RNA, 1557 nt
Organism: Saccoglossus kowalevskii
Lineage: Eukaryota; Metazoa; Hemichordata; Enteropneusta; Harrimaniidae
Product: small ribosomal subunit protein mS31-like
Cellular component (GO): mitochondrial small ribosomal subunit
Molecular function (GO): structural constituent of ribosome
Source: RefSeq, a predicted model, not a curated record
GAAAAAAUUGACAGCGCAUGUUGGAGUAAAGUGUGACCCUAACACUGCCAAACAGCUGAAAGGUCGCAGGUCACAGGGUAUCUAAUUUACUCCACAUGUUUUGGGUGAAUGUUUCGGAGAUCGUUAGCAAUGGAGAAGCUGACAUUCUACAAACUGAUGACACGUUUAAUAAGCAGGAGAAGGCUGUAUCCCCAAUAUAUCAGAACCAUACAAACAUCUCAAGUUCAGAGGAACGAUGAAUCUGACAAUGAUGCACAAAAAAAGGAAAGUUUGGCAUCUCUUCUUGGUGGGAUGAAGAUUGUUAAGGCACCAGGGAAGUCUAGACCAUCCCCCAUGCCUGAGAGAAUCAAGAAAACAGGACAGAGUAUUAGGGAGGCAGAUGAUGAUGAAUCUAUAACAAGAAAAGACAAAGUAAGCUUGAAAAGGAUGUUCUUGGAAGCAAAACAAGAAAUCAAUGAUAAAGAUGAACUGCCAGAAAUAGUAGUAGAACCCGCGUUACUUAAUGCUGCCCAGUCAGUAGCAGAAUCCCUGCCAGGUGAUGCAAGAAAAACAAAGUCUGAUCUUUUAAAACAGUUGCAAAGACAUGAAGAUGCAACAGAGGCCGGACAACGAGGAGAGAAAACACAAAUCAGUGAUUUGAUGUCUGGACUUAAAGUGGAGAAGCAGGCACCUGCAAAACCAGAUUGGGAAAGUCAGAAGAGAGAGUUUGGCAUCCACGAAGUGAUGGAUUUAGACUCGGAUGAUGUAAUGGGCAGAGAUCAUGGGAAUGUCAGAUCACAUGUACAAGAUAACGUAGAUGAAGAGACAACAAAACAUCCAUACAGAAGACAAAGAAGAAGAACAUUAUUUGAUCGAAAGAGAUUGAAUAUUUUUAAUCCUGUAUUAGAUAAAAUUGAAGACCAAGUUGAUGAGAAGCCUAUAUCAAUAUGGGAUGUUGAGGCAGAGAAACAAUUACAUGCUUUGGAGACUUCACCUAUAAGAAAUGGCUUUGAUGAAAUGAUACAAUGGACAAAGGAAGGAAAAUUAUGGAGAUAUCCCAUUGAUAAUGAACAAGGUCUUGAAGAAGAGCAAAAUGUUGGAUUUCAUGAACAUGUUUUCCUAGAUCAUGAAUUGAAGACCGGAUUCCCCAAAAAAGGGCCAGUUAAACAUUUUAUGGAACUUGUAAUUACCGGACUUUCUAAGAAUGCUUAUCUAACAGUCCAACAGAAGAAAGACCAUAUUGAUUGGUUUAGAGUAUACUUCAAAGACAAGAAAGCUGUUUUAAAAGAAGCUGGAGCUCUGUUGGAAGAAGAUAAUAGGAAUCAAAUAAAAAACUGAAAAAAGACAAAAUUUAAACCCAAAUUCCUCCAUCCUAUUGUGCAAAUGUCUGACUAAAAGCAAUGAGAAAAACGGAACACCUUGUUGAUACAAAUCAGACUUUGUAUCCAGUCAUACAAGUAUGGACAGACAAACUGAAGCAUAUUACUAUUAAAUCAUUGGCAAUGCCAUUAAGUACAGUUUCUUAUCCUGUUUUUAAAUUGAUCUGAUUUUUUUCCCCCACUUCAUCGUUGAUGUUGC